AUGUCUCCAAAGAACAACGAGCCCACCUUCAACAUUCUGCCUCACCCAGCUAAGACGAAUGAUCCAAGGGACCUGGAAGGUCCGCAGUUGGGUGGUGGAUUGAACAGCAAUCCCGAGUUCCAGGCGUUCCAUGCUCACGAACCAUACGUUCCCAGCAAAGAUCUGCUGGAGGGUGUUGGGCAGCCUUUGAGUCGAGAGGAGUUAAACGCUAGGGCUACGGAGUUGAACAAGCAAGAUUGA
This is a messenger RNA of Fibroporia radiculosa, 240 nucleotides long. RefSeq lists its product as uncharacterized. The record is from RefSeq and is a predicted model, not a curated record. The transcript has 3 exons. The coding region runs from base 1 to 240 and encodes 79 amino acids. Lineage: Eukaryota; Fungi; Basidiomycota; Agaricomycetes; Polyporales; Fibroporiaceae.